AAACCGUGAGAUAAAACAUAAUUGAUGAAAGAAACGAUUAUUUUUUGUGAAUUCGUUACGAAGAUGAUUGUCAGGUUGAGUUAUUUUCUGGUUUUAUUUCUUUUGUAUUUUAGUGAAGGUCAGCGAAGAAUUAGAUUCGGACAAAAAGUAACGACUCCGAAAAGGUACAUGGUAUAUCUUACACAAGCGAAGCGUCACUAUGAUUCUUGGAUUUGUGGAGGUGCUAUUAUCUCCCGAUUUCAUAUACUAACCUCAGCAGCUUGUGUUGAAGACGUCACUGAUCUAUACGCUAUCUCUGGGACGAUGUCCUACAUUUCACCAAACAAGAUCCAUCACAAUGUUUGCUCGAAAAACACCAAACGAAAAAUUGUUUAUACUUGCAUACCCAAAGAAUAUAAAUUGGAUUACGAGAAAGUUGAUGUAUGGUCUUAUAAUGAUAUAGCUGUCGUAAGAGUGGACAUUCAAUACGAUUUUAGCGAUCCGUUGUAUGACAAACAUUGCCAAUUUAGACCUAACUCGAUUCCAAUAAACUUUAAUAUAGCUAACGAAAAUAAAGGCAGGGCUGUCGUGACGUUCGGAUUUGGACACCAGAGCCUUUGGAGGCUGAAACAUACAACAGAUGAUUAUAACUACGCGGAUCUUAUGUAUACGUCGGCACAGAUUUCCGAUCAAGGUAAAUGCAAGGCCGCUUAUCUAAAACCUAAUUUAACCGAAAACAUUGAGAAGUACAUGAUAUGCACGAAUGCCUCUGGGAACAUCGACAGUAACGGAAAGUUGGUUCAGAGACGAACAGAUUCCGUUAACGAAGACGACUCUUUGACUAGAAGGCAAGGCGGAAUUUGUCAGAACGACCACGGAGGUCCUCUUGUGACUUGGAUCAAUGAAGAGGAGACAGUUCUGGGAGUGGGCUCUGUGUUCAGAGUCAAUAAGGAGAGCAAAUGCGAAGGACCUUACCUUUACACGAGCACAGCCCGAAACAAAGUGUUUAUAGAAUGUCUUCUAGAGGAAACGCAUGACAGACGGAGCUUUGAUAUUUGUAAUCAAGAAGCUAGCGAACUCGGUUUUAAAAUUGUUAGGAGAUAUGUUGUAUGGAACGAAGAUGAUGCCGCAAUUGUGGACGACUCCGAAGUCAAAAUAAGGAAACAGAUUAAUAUGAAUUUUGUAGGGAUGGGAUGAUUAACAAUAUGCACCAAAAUAGUAACUAAUACAAAAACGAUUUAACAAAAUGUAUCUCAUAAUGUUCAAAAGAAAAUCUAAUUGAAAUA
Messenger RNA from Danaus plexippus (monarch butterfly), 1265 nucleotides. RefSeq lists its product as uncharacterized. Bases 25 to 1176 code for a protein of 383 amino acids. Gene Ontology annotation, molecular function: serine-type endopeptidase activity. Lineage: Eukaryota; Metazoa; Arthropoda; Insecta; Lepidoptera; Nymphalidae. The transcript has 9 exons. The record is from RefSeq and is a predicted model, not a curated record. Gene Ontology annotation, biological process: proteolysis.